This is a messenger RNA of Cydia fagiglandana, 892 nucleotides long. RefSeq names its product protein obstructor-E-like. The record is from RefSeq and is a predicted model, not a curated record. The transcript has 5 exons. Lineage: Eukaryota; Metazoa; Arthropoda; Insecta; Lepidoptera; Tortricidae. Gene Ontology annotation, molecular function: chitin binding. Gene Ontology annotation, cellular component: extracellular region. The coding region runs from base 112 to 825 and encodes 237 amino acids.
AAAAGGCGCGCGCUGCUGCGUCGUCCGUCAGUUGCGCCAACGCCGGCACACCCGUCGGUUAGGAAUCUAGUCAAUUUUUUUAAAAUAUAUUUUUAAUUACAAAAGGCCACCAUGAAAGUGUUCAUCGUUAUGACGGCGGUCGCCGCUCUAGCCAACGCCCAAUUCAAAUGCCCGGCGAAGGAUGGCCAGUACGAAGAUGAUCGGCAAUGCGACAAAUUCUACGAGUGCGUCGACGGCGUGGCGACCACCAAGCUGUGCCCUGACGGCCUCGUGUUCGACCCCACCAUUAGGAAGAUCAACAAGUGCGACCAGCCCUUCAACGUAGACUGCGGCGACAGGACCGAGCUCCAGCCCCCCAAGCCGAACAGCCAGUGUCCGCGUCGCAACGGCUUCUUCGCGCACCCCGACGCGUCUGUAUGCAACGUGUUCUACAACUGCAUCGAGGGCGAGGCCACCGAGGUCAAGUGCACCGCGGGCCUGCACUUCGACGAGUACUCCGGGACGUGCGUGUGGCCCGAUGCGGCCGGCAGGCAGGGCUGCAACGCGCAGGAUAAGAAACUUAAGGACGGUUUCGAGUGCCCCAAGGAGACGCCCGUGGAUCCCCAGGGUCAGCCCGUGGCCCACCCCAAGUUCGCCCACCCAAGCGACUGCCAGCGGUUCUACGUGUGCCUGAACGGUGUCGAGCCCAGAGACCUGGGCUGCCAGGUUGGAGAGGUCUACAACGAGGAGACGCAGAAGUGCGACGCUCCUGAGAACGUGCGCGGAUGUGAGGACUGGUACAAGGACUCCGAGGAGGCGGCGCCUGGUCCUAAGGCGAGGAACUAAACACUCAUAGUGAUAUGCAUAAUAUAGUUUCAAUUUAAGACUUAAUAAAUGUUAAGUAAAAUAAAAA